Thelazia callipaeda (thelaziosis nematode) is the source of this 687-nucleotide messenger RNA. The record is from the annotation of a GenBank genome assembly. NCBI's taxonomy places the organism in Eukaryota, Metazoa, Nematoda, Chromadorea, Rhabditida, Thelaziidae.
AUGACGACAAAAGUGAAAGCUGCUGCAUAUCGUCUGGCAGGUGGCUCGAAAACCGUGUAUGGUGCCGAAUAUGAAGAAAAAGUUUCUACUUUUAAUAGCUUUAAAAAACAAGUCGACAAAAUGGUUACAGUAGUGACAAAUCUUGUUACGGACACAUUCGUGACAGAGAUAAAGCAAAAGAUUGUAAGAGAUAGUGCCGAUAGCUCUAUGAAUAAAUUCGAGAAACUUGGCCAAGCUCUCUAUAAGUAUAGCCUUCAAAUUGAUGAUCGAUCGUGUGCAGGAGUUUUACAAACAGCCAAAAAUGUAUUAGACAAAGCCGGUCAAGAGCAUCGCUCAUUCAGGACAGAUAUCAUAGAAAGAGUUCAGAAGCCGAUGAAAGAAUGGAUUGAUGUAAAUGCUAAAAAUGUAUCUAAAGAACUGAAAGCAGUAGACAAUAGGCGAGAUGAAUUAGACUGUGCUGUCAAUAAACUUCGAAAAAAGGCGGAUGAUCCAGAAGUCAAAGCCAGAAAGGAGCAAGCCGAAAAUGCAUUUAACGAAGAACUUGAGAGAGCUGAUAAAUUAUUAGAUGACGAGAUCAAACAAUCUCAGUCAGUAGUUUCAUCUGCAAUGAUAGCAUAUAUGGAAGUAGUUGAAGGUUACAAUGGACGAAUGAAAAAUAUUUUCAAGGUGCCUUCAUUUAACGCCUGA